GGUACAGUUUGAGAAACUUUGCAAUGGAUAAAGCCGAGGCUCAGGGAAGGCGACAGCAGAGGACGUUUUACUUGUUGGUGGAGAUAAGUUUGCAACACCUUUUGGCAGUUGGGCGUAUGUAAUGUAAUCAGGAAUAGCUCUGUUAAAUGGAUUAGAACAGGGCAGCAUUUGGUGUUUCACAGCAUUUGGUGGGUGGCUUUCAGUGGAUGAUUAGUGGAGAACUGAAAUCUACAGAAUCAACAGGAAGAGGCAUCAGAAUUAAGGCCGAAAGGACAUGUUUUUCGUCCUUUUAGUCGUAUCACCUGUUACCAACUUAAGGCCUGCCUGUUAAAACCUGGAUGGCAGCGUUAAAGCUUAUUCCAGGUUUAGAAUCAAUAAUAUGGUUCCCUGGAGAUGUAAUGGAUUAUACUUGGGGGAAGUCUGCUUGCUCACUUGGACCGGCCUUCAAGUAGAAUCAGACUUGGACAGAAGGUUCAAAGCAAAGUGUUUUGAGGCUCAGCUGAAUGAGGUAAUUGUGCAGGUGCUGGCAGUUGGCAGAGUUUAAAGUUGACUUGAGUUAGGCUGGCAAGAUUUAUGUUUUAAAGAUGAUUAUUGAGAAGGGUGUAUUGAUUGUCUGCAGAAGGUCAGAUUAUGAUUACUUGUGGGGGGUCAGGGGGCUGCUUAGACAUAUCGGUUCCACAAGUAACACUGUGGGAUGAGUUGGGUUUUAGGGGGAUGAUUUGAACAGUUAGGUUAAGUAUUCAUUAGUUAGCUGGUUGAAGAACUCACAAUGUUCCUGUACUGGAAGAAGCGCGGAGCCUAUGAGCUGGAGGCGCUGCCCUCUUCUCUCACUCAAUUGGGAAUAGAGCGCUACUCCUGGUCCUCAUCCCUGGACGUCAUCCAUGAUCUGUGUGAUGACAAGCCCGUCCAGGAGGAGGACUGGGUGGUGUGCCAGCACCCUGAGUGUCCUGAGCGCCGGAGGGCCUCUAAGGUUUGCCACCACCCGGACUGCCUAGACCUGAAUAACAAAAGCCCCCUUCACCUGUGUGAGUCAUGUGACUCACGCUGCCAUUCAGAGAACACAGACAACAUGCACUUUGACCGGCACCCCCGAUUUGACUUACAACCUCAAGCCUCCAUCCUGGCUCGGAACGUGUCCACACGCUCCUGUCCCCCGCGCACCAGCCCCCCCUCGGACCUAGAGGAAGAGGAUGAGGGGAGCAGUGACCGCGGGGAGCGUAAAACAGGGGGGAUGAAGUUGGUGAAAAAGAAGCCACGGAGACGACACACUGAUGACCCCAGUAAGGAGUGCUUCAGCCUUAAGUUUGAUCUCAACGUGGACAUAAACACAGAAAUUGUACCAGCAAUGAAAAAGAAAACCUUGAGAGAGGUUUUAGCUCCAGUGUUUGAGAGGAACGGCAUUGAGCUGUCCCGGGUCGACUUGUUCCUGGAUCAGUCCAACACGCCGCUGUCCCUCAACUUUGAGGCCUACCGUUUUGGAGGGCACUACCUCAAAGUCAAAGCACGGCUGGGUGAUGAGCUGAAGGUGGAGCAGAGUGUGAAGGACCUGCGCUCGCUCAGUCUGCCCAACAUGAAGGCCUCUGCAUGCCAGAGCCCCUACAUCCUCGCCCCGGCCAGCGAGAAGGUGGAGCAUGGAUCUCUGGGGCGCAAAGAAAGCGUUGAUCUGUUGGUGAGUUGCAUAGGACCGAACGGGACCGUAGUUUCAUCUCACGGUGGUUACAUUUCAUGUGACACUCCAGCUCAUAAUAAUAAUACGAAACUGUCUCUCAGACUCAUCAAACCAAAAUACACCACCCCUUUAAACCAGACAGACACACCCAGUGACUCUUACUGCUUCGCCACACCCUUUACUAUUUUCCAUAACUUCACCUUUUCUCCCAGCAGUCCCAUGAUGAGUCAGCUGCGAAGGAGGAAGAACAUGACAGGUCCUAGGGAGACAAUAUUCCUUACCCCGGAUGCUCUGGAUCAGAAUCGGAGGAUCCCUGCCCAGCGCUGGAGCCGGCCGACAGCGGAAGAAACUGGCCGCCAGCCGCUCACUGGCUUCUUCAGCUCCAACGCUGGAAGCAACCUGGCCAGAAUCCUUCACCAGGCCUGCGACCUCUUGCACCCUUCCACAUUGCAGCUGAUGAACCACUGGAGUGGACCGUCUGAGCAGCUGCCAGAAGCAAACUCCCACCACACAAUGUUUCGUGCUGCCCAAAGUGCCGCCGCAGCUCCCUUCCACCAGGACUUUCCUGGGGAGGAGAGGAGGAGGAGAACCAACCUUAACCCUGGAGGACAGUUGGCAGAUGCCUGCUGGACAAACUCAGACACACUGACGAGGCGACAGUUCCACCAGCAGGAGGCGAUAUGGGAGCUGCUGCAGACCGAGGCCACCUACAUAAAGAAACUCCGAGUCAUCACUGAUCUGUUCCUGAGUGGGCUGCUGAACCUGCAGGAGAGUGGUCUGCUGACUGAGGCGGAGCCCCCAAAGCUGUUCAGUAACAUCCAGGAGAUCGUCCGCCUCCACACGUCCCUGUGGAACCAGGUCAUGCUGCCUGUCCUGGAGAAAGCCAGACAGGCCCGGGCUCUGCUCGACCCCACUGACCUCCACCACGGCUUCAGGACGUUUGGCUCCAGGUUCCAGCCCUACAUCCGUUACUGCAUGGAGGAGGAGGGCUGUAUGGAGUACAUGCGCACACUUCUCAGGGACAAUGAGCUGUUCAGGACCUACGUCACGUGGGGAGAGACGCAUAAGCAGUGUAACCGUCUGAAACUGGCUGAUAUGGUAGCGAAGCCCCACCAGAGGCUGACCAAAUAUCCACUCCUGCUCAAGAGUAUUCUCAAGAAGACGGAUGAGCCGUCGGCCCGCGAGAUUGUCAAUAGCAUGGUGGCCACAGUAGAGCGCUUUAUCAACAGCGUGGACUCCCAGAUGCGACAGCGGCAGGAAAAACAGAAGCUGGCCACCAUUUCUGCUCGUAUAGACUCCUACGAGGCCGUAGAGGGCAGCAGUGAGGAAGUGGAGAAGAUCCUCAAGGAGUACAACCGCUUCGACCUAAUGGCUCCCAUGAGAGGAAUAUCUCCGGAGGAGACUCGACAGCUGCAUCUUGAGGGAGCGCUGAGGAUGAAAGAGGGCAAAGACAGUAGGAUGGAAGUCUAUUGUGUCCUGUUCACUGACCUGCUGCUAAUUACUAAGCCAGGGAAAAGAGUGGAGAAAGUCAAAAUCAUCCGCCAACCUCUUCUCAUUCACAAUGUCGUCUGUAAGGAGCUCAAAGACCCCGGCUCAUUUAUCCUCAUCUACCUCAAUGAGUUUAAGAGUGCAGUGGCAGCCUACACUUUCCAAGCCAACAGCGCCACCCAGGGGCGAAGCUGGAUCGAUGCAAUCUGCAAUGUCCAGAACCAGCUCCAGAGGCUCCGCAAUGAGGAGGUCCUCCGGCAGCAGAGCAGUCUGAAGAGAUGUACAGAGGGCGAGUUAGAAGAGGAGGAGGAAGACGAGAGCAGCAACUCCACUACUAGCUCCCCAUGCCUGAGGCACAAAGACCAGCAAAACUCAAGUCAAUCCGAUGGUUCCACUGAGACCCUGUCAGUGAUGGACAUUGAUGAACCAGGUGAACACCAGGAUCCUCCUUCCCCAAACAUGAACCUCGAUGGAACCGCUGAAAAAGACGCCGACGUGGCUCCACUGUGUGAAAGGUCUGAGGUCCCGCAGUCUCAGUGCACGAGCCCCCGCAGAGUCCCCUCCACCAUUUACUCUGAGCACGAACAGGAGAUAGGGCCUGACGAAGAGGAGCUGGACCCCCAGUGUCGCUCUCUCUCCAUGGACAGCGCCUACGGUACCCUCUCCCCCGAAUCCCUCCUGAGAGAGCUUCAGCCACAGCCCGGCCAGAGCGAGGGAGAGGAGACCGAGGAGGAAGAGGGAGACAGGGAGGGUGAGGAGGCGGAGCAGGAAGAGGCAGGAAUUGAGGAGGUAGAAGAAGAAGAGGAAGAGGAUGCUGCCUCACUGGGGUCCCAGCUGUCAGUAGUCCAGUCCUCUAAACCUCGCCGGCGGCCUCACAUUCAGCCACGAUUCCACUGCCUCCAGAGGCUGUCCACUCUGGCCUUAUCCCGCUCUGAGGACAAUCUGCUGCAGCGCUUCCACGGUAAAGCCCCAGUAUCUCACAAACACUCACUUCGCUCUGAGGUUCAGGACCAAUCACAGUGCAGGGACAUGAACACGUCACCGCUGGCACACAGUCGAAGCCUGUCAGAGCUGGGCCAAAACUGCCUGGAGCUGUUUUCCAGUGACCUCGACCAGUCUGAAGACUGCUUGAGCAUGAGCAUGCCAUCCGACAAACUCUGUGCCACCCUGAGGAGGGCGGAGGUCAGGCACGGCUACAGGGCGCCUGACGGACCUUGUGAGGGUAACGAGUCUCAAAGCAACAGCUCAGACGGGGAAACGGCUCCAUCUGCCUGCGUAGAUAAGAAAAACGAGUCGACAGCCACUGGUGAUUCAGGGGAAGUGACAUCCAAAAAGAGGAAAUCACCAGUCCAACAGCACAAGAAGCUGACUCUAGCUCAGCUGUAUAGGAUACGCACCACUCUUGUCCUCAACUCCACACUCACUGCAUCGGAGGUAUAACCACUCUUUCAAACAGCUGACCAGUGGCACGUGGGCAUAAUAAGGAACAACACUUGUUUUGCUUCGAUGGACUGAAUUUCUUGAGACACAAAUGCACUCUCUCUUGCUGCCCUCUCCCUUCCUGUUGCUUUUUGGACUCUGAUAGUACCAUUUUUGCAUUUGAACAAUAACAAACUUUUUUUUUUUUUUGCUGUUGCAUUGGUUUCCGAAUUACUCGAGUGGAAGGGAGAGGCAGAGAGACAUUAACUGCUUGCACUUUGCAACGGAAGUAGCGUUAUGGGGGCUUGGACCUUAAGGUGGACUGGCGGAGGGGGGUGUGUAUGUGUGCAAAGUGUGGAAGUGCUGCACCUGCAGAGGGAUGAGACAUCCAGGUAGCGGUCUUAAAACCUCAUCCCUGCGCUUUGCACCGGAGAGAAGGUGGAGCUGAAUCCUGCAUCUUCUCCGUCUCUGUUGAGUCGAAAAAGAAAGAGACUUUUGAAAAUCUCUACACGUGGCAAAAAAAAAAAAAAAAACAGCACCAAGGACAUCCUCCUAAUAUUUGUACUACUCCUGGUUUGCUUCAACAAAAGAAAAAAAAUGAGAAUUGCACAGUUAUCUAUGUUAAGUAGAAGAAUCACUAAGGAGUGAAUUUACAUUUACAGUCACACAAUGAAUUAGAAUUUAUUGUUUGCUGUUUGUGUCUGCUCGUGUACAGAUGUGUGUGUGAGAGUGUGUGAGAAUGUGUGAACGAGUGUGUGUUGAAAUGAUACAUGGUCCUCGAUUCCUGACUGAACCAAAACUGAUUCCCAUCUCCUGUGAAGACCUGAGUAGCUGGUAGGCUCCCAACAAAAAAAGUGCGCCCAAAGGUCCAAAACAGCCAGUCAUGAUUUCAUAAAAACAGCUGCAUCACCACACAGAUGGACCUUCUUUACUGUUAUCUUGGUUGAACUAAUGCAAUUUGGUAUGUGGAACUAAUGAAAAGAUGAGUUGAUUUCCUAAAAAACAAUGACUGAAUUUAAUAAGCAGUUGUGAGGAAUUUCCUGCACUAUAUAUAUAUAUAUUUUAUGGCUUAAGUGUCCACUCACUCUUGAGGCCUAAAUGUAGUAAAACCACAUACACAAAAGCACAAGCAAGAACAAGCUCAUAGGGGGGAAAAAAAUACAAAAAGAAGUCGACACUUUUCCUGGGCCGGAGCACCAUUUUCUCCGAGACAUUUCAUUGCUUGUGUUUCUUUAGGAUGGUAACACUAAUAAGAGAUUGAAGAUAAGGUUUGGGUUGGAUAUUCUGAGUGAAUCUGCAGAGCUGGCUUUAACACUUUUUCCAGGAGAUUGAUCAAAUAAAAAAAUAAAAAAAACUGCAUUGACCACCACAGAAACUUCACAUUCACACUUGAUGUGUUCAGCUUUUCAGAUCAGUGAUUUAUAACCUUAUUCCAAACAUUUCCCAAACCAAAUAGGUUAACUCUGUUUACUUUUAGUUUUUUUUUGUUUAUGUGUAAUAUUUAUUAUGCCUGCUAUGUUUUAUAUAUAAGAUAUUGUUUAUAUUGUUUGCUUCCAUGAUUUGUAAAUUUUUUUUGUGGAUGUAGUCUUAAUAAUUUCAACUUGCCAGGCAUGAAUGUGCUAUGAACCAAAAUCAUGUGUUUCCUCUUUCAGGAAUGACUUUAAAGUGUCUUACAAAAUAAAAAUGCUAAAAUACUUUACAAUCCCUCUUUUAAUGGUUUAAUCCAUUGUAAUGGAGUGAUUUAAGGGGGAAAGGCUGAAUCUGAAUGGCAUCGCAUUAAAACAACAUGAACUGGU
Morone saxatilis (striped sea-bass) is the source of this 6372-nucleotide messenger RNA. RefSeq names its product pleckstrin homology domain containing, family G (with RhoGef domain) member 5b (gene plekhg5b). The record is from RefSeq and is a predicted model, not a curated record. Gene Ontology annotation, cellular component: endocytic vesicle; axon; plasma membrane. Gene Ontology annotation, biological process: endothelial cell migration; Rho protein signal transduction. Lineage: Eukaryota; Metazoa; Chordata; Actinopteri; Moronidae. The transcript has 22 exons. Bases 770 to 4597 code for a protein of 1275 amino acids. Gene Ontology annotation, molecular function: guanyl-nucleotide exchange factor activity.